This is a messenger RNA of Histoplasma capsulatum G186AR, 312 nucleotides long. RefSeq lists its product as uncharacterized. The transcript has a single exon. NCBI's taxonomy places the organism in Eukaryota, Fungi, Ascomycota, Eurotiomycetes, Onygenales, Ajellomycetaceae. Bases 1 to 312 code for a protein of 103 amino acids. The record is from RefSeq and is a predicted model, not a curated record.
AUGAGCUAUCCAUAUCAUCCCUCAACCAAACCCUCUCAGUCCGUCUCUUCCAAAGCCCCUCCCCCCAGGGAUCCCCACACCAAUCACCAAAAACAGACAAUCAGGCCACAUCAGGGAACCACCAAAGGGAUGAAGACGGGAAAAUGGCGACAAGGCAUUGGCAUUAGUACUAGGGAUCGAGAUGCGAAUGGCUUACCUUACCUUGAGUUUGGUCAACAAUUGCUACCUCGCAGACAUGUGCUGAAUGAAGAAAAGAAGAAAAGUGAGAAAGGAAUCGGCGGUAACCUGAAUAGAAAAGUGAAUAAAGGGUAA